AUGCGCGUCCGUCGCCUUCGACCCUAUCUUUUCAAUGGCUUCAAGCGCUUCCAACGCGUCUGCCCUACGCGUCCAUUCGCCUCGUUUCCAUCUCUUUGCGCUGCCGAUGAACGCCGUGAUGUGACCCAUGACUACGAGAAGAGAGUGGCCCAGCUCAGAGCGCACAAAUCGCUCGCAGGAUGCUAUCCUAGGCUCCCUGAAGCGUUCACGAAGAAAUUGAGCUCUAGGGCGUUUCUAGAUUCAUCCUUUGAGGGAAUGAAGCCGGGCGACACCGACACGAGCGGGCAUGUGAGAAUGGCUGGUACGGGACAGGUAGGGUUUGAUCAUGGCCGGAAGCGAAGCUGAGUGUUCGUAGGGAGAGUGCGCUCGGUGCGUACAGCCGGCUCCAAGUUGCUAUUCAUCGACAUCCAGAAUGAGGAGGGCACACUUCAAACAGUGUGUCAGCUGAGCAAACUGCAAGAGCAAGACGACAGCGUGACACCAGAGGCAUUCAAGGCGUUCAGCAAAAUCAUUCGGAAAGGAGACCACUUUGCUGUGGUGGGCCAUGUGCACCGUACAGAACGCGGAGAGAACUCCCUGCUGGCGGUUGCGCUACCUCAGCUACUCUCGCCUUCACUGCACCAGAUACCGGAGCGUCUGGAAGACCGCGAAGCUCGAGCUCGAUCUCGUCACGUGAACAUGCUUGUGAACCCCGACGCCAUCAGAACUCUUCGAGUGCGGCACGAAGUCGAGGCGUGCCUACAAGCGUUCUUCAACGAUGAGGGCUUCAUCAAGGUCACGACGCCAGUUCUAGGGGCUGGUGCAGGUGGUGCUGCUGCCAGACCUUUCGAGACGGAAGCCACUGAACUGGCCGAUCAGAAACUCAACCUUCGCAUUGCACCUGAACUUUGGCUCAAGCGAUUGAUUGUAGGCGGAAUGGACAAGAUCUAUGAGAUAGGACCAGCAUUCCGAAACGAAGGAGUGGAUGCUACACACAACCCGGAGUUCAACAUUUGCGAGUUCUAUCAGGCAUAUGCGACCCUACAGGACCUCAUGAACACGACAAUAACGAUCAUAGAAGAUUUGAGACAUCGCUUCACCUGGCUCCAAGGAUCUGGAGCACUCACAGACUUGCCUGAGUUGGAGAUCUUGGGCAAAGACUUCGAGCAAGUAGAAUUCAUUCCUGGGCUGGAAGAGCGCCUCGACUGCUAUCUCCCGGACCUCCAAGCAGCUGACGCCCACGACAAGAUUCUGAAGAUCUUCGACGACAAACAGAUACCUACACCCUCGAAUCCAACUCUUCCUCGCCUACUGGACGAGUUGUCAGCCAAGUACCUCGAACCGCUCUCCGAUAAAAACCCGAUAUUCAUCACCAACCAUCCCGCUUGCAUGUCCCCUCUCAGCAAGCACUUUGUCUGCCCGAAAACAUCUCAGUUCGUCGCCGCACGGGCGGAACUUUUCAUCGCCGGCCGCGAAUAUGCGAACAUGUAUGAAGAAGAAAAUUCUCCCUUCGAGCAGAGGAAGAAGUUCGAAGAGCAGAUGAGGCAGAGAGAAGUUGACAAGGAGGCUAUGGAGCUCGAUGAAGGGUAUCUGAGGGCAUUAGAAUGGGGGCUGCCGCCGACUGGAGGUUGGGGGUGCGGUAUUGAUCGGUUGGUGAUGCUUUUCAGUGGGCGGGAGAGGAUGGCGGACGUCUUGGCUUUUGGGAGUUUGAGGAAUGUUGUAGGAUUGGGAAAGACAACAUGA
Molecule: messenger RNA, 1722 nt
Organism: Lecanosticta acicola
Lineage: Eukaryota; Fungi; Ascomycota; Dothideomycetes; Mycosphaerellales; Mycosphaerellaceae
Source: the annotation of a GenBank genome assembly